CCAAAGAAGUGUUGUUCCAAGGUGGUUGAAACUGACGUUGAUGUGCUCAUUGAUAUCAUCGAAGCCACAGUGUUAAAACCAGAGUGUUGCUCCUUUGUACUCUCCAUCAUCCCUCUUGCAUAGCAUUGCACUGUUUCCCUUUUCUCUUCUCUCAUCGUCAUUCACACACCCUCUUCUCUUCGAUCUCAUCGCCCUCACAAACCCUUAUAUUUACACCGGCCCACUUUCCUAUUUGCACCAUUUCGUUCAGAUCAUAGCGCCGUUUGAGAUCAGAAACCGGAAAAAAUAGGUUUUUGAUUCGUGGGGUUGGUUCCAAAUGGCGUCAUUCACGAUCCCUUGCCCCAAGUGCGUUGUUGUUCCUUUUGCUCAUUUGGGACUGAACUCUCAGACCCAGCAACGGAACGCGCUGGGGUUGAAGAAAUCGCUCUCAUUUGGAUCUUUGAGUAGUGAUUCGGCGCCAAAUGGGAUUCAGUGCCUUAACAAGAAGCAAUCUUCUGUCUGGAAGCUUCAAGCACAACCAAAAGAGGCUGUUACUGUUGAAAAUUCUGCACCUGUACAGGUCAAUGGACCUAAAAUUGCUCCACCAGAAGAGAAGGAUGACCAUAAUGGAAAACCCUCUGGUCCAAGCACUUCUGCUGAUGCAUCUUCAAUUUCUGCAUUUAUGAACCAAGUUUCAGAUCUUGUUAAACUUGUGGACUCUAAAGAUAUUAUGGAGCUGCAACUCAAGCAAGCAAACUGUGAACUCGUGAUAAGAAAGAAGGAAGCUUUGCUGCCUCCACCAGCUACAUUUGUAGCUCCAGUGUCACAACCAUUUCCAUAUCCCACAAAUUCUCUUCCAGCAGCACCACCUCCAGUUGCUACUUCCACUCCUGCAAGUUCUCCAUCUUCAAAAGCAGCUCCUGCCUUACCUCCUGCAAAAGCAAGCAAAUCAUCUCAUCCGGCACUGAAAUGUCCAAUGGCAGGAACCUUUUAUCGAAGUCCAGCACCUGGCGAACCUCCAUUUGUCAAGGUGGGAGAUAAAGUGCAGAAGGGGCAGGUCAUUUGCAUUAUUGAGGCUAUGAAACUAAUGAAUGAAAUUGAAGCUGAUCAAUCUGGAACAGUAGCUGAGGUUGUAGCAGAGGAUGGGAAACCAGUCAGUGUAGACACGCCUCUUUUUGUAAUUGUACCAUGAAGUAUGAGAAAGACCUUACUUUGGCUUUGAUGGAAAUCUCCCUUGUUGGAUAACAUGCUACAAGAUUAGUACAAAGGCACAAGUUUUUCAUUAUUUGAAUUUCUUAUGAGACAAUGUUUGUCCCAUUUUAGGAAGUCUUUUUUUCUUUUUAAAGACUUAUAAGACAUAAAAGCAUAGCAUAUCAGAAGGAAUAUUGGUAUUUGUAGUUCUAAACAGUUUUGGGAUUAGUAGUGUAAAAGUUUUAUGCAUUUGGUUUCUCAAGGAUGAACCCGCUGGUUGGUUUUACAAGAAUUUGUUAUGACAGGUUUAUAUGCGGUGAAGGAUGGAUUAUAAUUAAAAUAAAAUUUAAUUACUCA
Molecule: messenger RNA, 1527 nt
Organism: Glycine soja
Lineage: Eukaryota; Viridiplantae; Streptophyta; Magnoliopsida; Fabales; Fabaceae
Product: biotin carboxyl carrier protein of acetyl-CoA carboxylase 2, chloroplastic-like
Exons: 7
Coding region: 317-1171 (284 amino acids)
Biological process (GO): fatty acid biosynthetic process
Cellular component (GO): acetyl-CoA carboxylase complex
Molecular function (GO): acetyl-CoA carboxylase activity
Source: RefSeq, a predicted model, not a curated record